This is a messenger RNA of Sebastes umbrosus (honeycomb rockfish), 1086 nucleotides long. RefSeq lists its product as uncharacterized. Bases 139 to 840 code for a protein of 233 amino acids. The transcript has 8 exons. The record is from RefSeq and is a predicted model, not a curated record. Lineage: Eukaryota; Metazoa; Chordata; Actinopteri; Perciformes; Sebastidae.
UGGUAUAGAGUGUGUGUGUCUUUAAGCAGCAGCAGUCUAACAGCUCUCAGUGUUUGUUCAGAGUGUUAAUCAGUAAACCAGCAGAACAACUGACUGCAGUCGGAAUAUCUGAAGAUCAACUCACAACACACAGUGAUCAUGGCGGCAGUCGGAGCCGAGGUCGUGAUAUCAGGAGUCGUCAGCUUCCUCUUCCUCCUCCUCCUCCUCAUCCUCCUCUCCAUCCUCCUCACAGCUCUCUGCAGCGAGUGCAGCAGACGUUCGUUCGAGCUAGGAGACUCGGAGGCGGACAAACAUCCUUCAGCUCUCAUCAGAGUGGUGAAGCUGGAAGAAGCCGCGGUGGAGAGAGAGAACCCGACGAUCAACGAGAUCCAAAACGAUGAGAAAGAGUUUAAUCCCGGUGACGGGGACAUGAUGUCCUCCGUCCCUCCGUGGAGGAGCCACCUGGAGACGCCUCAGAGCCUCCGAGAGGUCCCGACCAAUGGCAGCGCAGCAGUGAUGAAGACAGGAAGUGAACCAGCUGGAGAGGGGAACCCUGAAGAGGAGAACUCGUUCCCUUCAUGGAGGAGCCACCUGAACCCAGGUGUGAACGGCUCCGCCCCUCCAGACCACACCUACGACACCAUCGGGGGAGGGUCAUCACCAGCGACCAAUCAGGAGCCAGGAGAGGAGCACAGCGCUCGCUCUGCAGCGGCGGGGGCGGGGGGGGAUUCAGUGUAUGCACGAGUCAGCAAGAAGGUGAGACCGGCCACGCCCCCUCCACAUCAUACACCUGAGGAAGAGGACGAGGACGAGCUGUCUUCCCCUCCGCUGCCUCACAGGACGCCACAGCCAGAGGCCUGAUGGAGGGGGACAUGACACAAAGUCUGAAAGGACGAAGGACGGAGGACGGAGGACGAAGGACGAAGGACGAAGGAGGAAGGACUAAAGACGAAGGACGGAGGACGGAGGACGAAGGACGGAGAACGAAGGGCGAAGGACGGCAUCUAAAGGAAAAACCAUGAAGGAUGAAAUGUGAAGGACGGAGGACGAGAGAUGAAAGAUAAAAGACAACAAAUAUGUAUAUAGUAGUGUAUGUAUAAAGUAGUG